This is a messenger RNA of Vanessa tameamea, 1098 nucleotides long. RefSeq names its product gastrula zinc finger protein XlCGF17.1-like. The transcript is spliced from 5 exons. Gene Ontology annotation, biological process: embryo development; regulation of transcription by RNA polymerase II. Gene Ontology annotation, molecular function: zinc ion binding; RNA polymerase II transcription regulatory region sequence-specific DNA binding; DNA-binding transcription factor activity, RNA polymerase II-specific. Lineage: Eukaryota; Metazoa; Arthropoda; Insecta; Lepidoptera; Nymphalidae. The record is from RefSeq and is a predicted model, not a curated record. Gene Ontology annotation, cellular component: nucleus. The coding region runs from base 79 to 1089 and encodes 336 amino acids.
AAUUCACAAGUUAUAACGUCAUUGUCAAAGUUAAUUGAUGUUUGUUGUUUUUGUUUACAAUUUGUCUACGAAUUAAAAAUGACUGAUAAUAAAUGUAGAGUAUGCCUAGAAAAUACAAAUGUAUUGAUAAAUAUUUUUAAAAACACUGACUCAGGAAUGAUAUCUACUAAUAUAAUGUGUAUAACGGAAAUACAAAUACACCCGAACGAUGGACUACCUAAUUCUAUUUGUAAACGUUGCAAUACAAAUUUACAAAAAUGUAUAGAUUUUAGAAGACUCUGUGAGAAGUCUGAUAAGAAAUUGAGAAGUGCCUUAAUGAACAGUACAAAUGAUAAACAAACAAAUGCUGAAUAUGAACCAACAAGUAAGGAGUGUAGUACAUUAUAUGUAAAUAACGAAAAUUGUAAAGAAUCAAAGAAAGCAGUCAUAAGUAAAACUGAGACAAGUGCUUCCAAUAAUUUGAGUAUUUCCAACAAAGUUUCUCAAAAACAGCAAUGUUGUACAUGUGGAAAAAUUAUGUCAUCUAGUUUUAGGCUCAAAACUCACUUGGCAACUCACACAGAUGUUAAACCAUAUGCAUGUGUAUAUUGCAACAAGAAAUUCUCAUUAGUGCAAAAUCUUAAUGUUCAUUUAAGAAUACAUACGGGUGAAAAACCAUUCAGUUGUGCUGUAUGUGGAAAGUCAUUUGCUCAAUCAUCAGGAUUAACAACACAUAAACGAAAGCACACUGGUCAAACACCUUAUAACUGUGUUUUGUGUCCACGCAGUUUUCGCACAGUGGGACAUUUACAAUAUCAUGUCAGGCGACAUACUGGUGAAAAAAAAUUUGAAUGUGACAUGUGUAGUCGUGCUUUUAUUACACGAAGUGAUUUGAAACAGCAUAUAAUGACACAUAGCGGAGAAAAGCUUCAUGUUUGCUGCAAUUGUGGUAUGAAAUUUUCAAGGGCUUCAAAUUUAAAACGCCACGUGAAAUAUUCACAUAAUGAAGACAAAUCCUACAAGUGUACUCAAUGUCCUUCAAAAUUUAUGUGCAAAAAUGAACUUCAAAAACACGAAAAGAAACAUAAGAGUGAUUUAAAAAUAAAUUAAGUUUAAACA